Messenger RNA from Uranotaenia lowii, 999 nucleotides. It is a transcript of the gene EMC4, whose product is annotated as ER membrane protein complex subunit 4. Gene Ontology annotation, biological process: protein folding in endoplasmic reticulum. The transcript has 3 exons. Bases 496 to 999 code for a protein of 167 amino acids. Gene Ontology annotation, cellular component: EMC complex. Lineage: Eukaryota; Metazoa; Arthropoda; Insecta; Diptera; Culicidae. The record is from RefSeq and is a predicted model, not a curated record.
ACCGACCUUUCGGUAAUAAUUAAAGACAUUUCGGUUCAACAAUACCGGUUUUCGGUAAUAUAACGAGCUGUCAUGUUAACAACUGUCAAUAUUUUGACAGAUGAUCUGCCGAGUUUUGGUUAUUUUUUACCGAAAAAGGUCCGUAAUAUUUGACAGCUGUCACUCCUCGGCCAUGAAAAAAUUACCGAACAGUUUAACGAACUCCACAUGUUAGGAUUUCGGUAAAAUAAUUACCGAACUCGGUAAUUUUCGUUUACUGUGUGUACUUUAUUGAUUUUUUCUUCUGGUGCAUGUGAAAAUUUCAAUGACUGUUCGCGACAUUUUCUCAUAACCACCCUGUUGAGGAAAAAAUUGUUUCGUUUAUACUUCGUAACCGGAUGUUAGUCUCGUUAAUUAAAUUUGACUUUGUGUGCUUUUCAUUUCUUCAAAAAUCAGUAAAUUCAGCCUAAUUCUGACUAAAUACAUUAUUUUGUGAGUUUGACUAGCAUUCUCGCAAUGGCCACCAAAACUCCAACCAAAAAGUUCAAAUGGCAGCUGGAUUUCGCGUCCAAAUCACGCAACAGCUCGGAUCUGCCAUCACCACCGGGAUUCAACCUAUCCGCCGGUCAGUUGCACAGCGAGGUUGCCCGUGACAAUGACCAGAGUCAUUUAAUUCUCAAGAAAUCGUGGGACAUUGCGUUGGGACCCCUGAAGCAGUUCCCCAUGAACCUGCUCAUCAUGUACAUGUCCGGUAACUCGAUCUCGAUUUUCCCGAUCAUGAUGGUGGUGAUGAUGUUCAUCCGGCCAAUUAAGGCCAUGCUCUCGACCGGGGCAACCUUUAAGGUAAUUGAGGGGGUCCAGGCCACGGGGCAAAAGUUUGUCUAUUUCCUCGGAAAUUUGGUCAACAUCGGGUUGGCUCUGUAUAAGUGUCACACAGCAGCAGCUCCCCAUAUGGGUUUGUUCCGAAGACUGCAGCAACCCCGACUGGGCGUUGUCGUUAACAAUGAACUGGUGGCCUAA